AAACAGGGCCGCGCGCCGCUGGCGGCAGCACUCCGCGCCAUGUCGCUACCACAGCUACAGCUGCUGCUGCUGGGAGCCGUGCUGACGUCACGGGCCGCGCCCGACUGCAGCGCCGGCGAGGCGGCGGCGGCGCUGGACGAAGACCGGUUCCUGGGCGUGUGGUACAACAUCAAGCAGACGACCUGGGACUGGCCUGAAGGUCGCGACCUCAAGUGCCCGAACAAUAUCUUCAGCAAGGUCGGCGAAGGAGAUCUCAUCAUGGACGUCGGCUUCUACAACAAAUCGUCAUCAUCUGCAGUAAACUUCAGAAAUACUCUUCACAAGUCUACACCAGGAUCUACAAAUGGAAAGUAUGACGGCGGCAGAGAAGGAGGACGUAACUACACCGUGCACGUGGUGAAGACAGACUACACCAGCUAUGCCUUGAUGCGGGCAUGCGGCUACAAGCAAAACAGCGAAGAAACAUACGUGUCGAACUACUUGCUGGCGCGGGAAGACCACCCCAGUGCCGCGGUGCUGAACACUCAGAUGCCGCCUGGCAGCUACUCUCUCUAUGACCACGAAGACUGCCCUCCGGUCUCGUCACCCUGAGCUGCCCUGAGCCGCCCUGAGCUUCCCUGAGCCGCCCUGAGCUGCCCUGAGUCGCCCUGCGCCAUCCAGAGCCACCCUGAGCUGCCUUGCACCGCACUGAGCUGCUCUGAGCCGCCCUGCGCCGUCCAGAGCCGCCCUGAGCUGCCUUGCACCGCACUGAGCUGCUCUGAGCCGCCCUGCGCCGCCCUGAGCCGCCCUGAGCUGCCUUGCACCGCACUGAGCUGCUCUGAGCCGCCCUGAGCUGCCUUGCACCGCACUGAGCUGCCCUGAGCCGCCCUGAGCUGCCCUGAGUCGCCCUGCGCCGUCCAGAGCCACCCUGAGCUGCCUUGCACCGCACUGAGCUGCUCUGAGCCGCCCUGCGCCGUCCAGAGCCGCCCUGAGCUGCCUUGCACCGCACUGAGCUGCUCUGAGCCGCCCUGAGCCGCCCUGAGCUGCCCUGAGCCGCCCUGAGCUGCCCUGAGUCGCCCUGCGCCGUCCAGAGCCACCCUGAGCUGCCUUGCACCGCACUGAGCUGCUCUGAGCCGCCCUGCGCCGUCCAGAGCCGCCCUGAGCUGCCCUGCGCCGUCCAGAGCCGCCCUGAGCCGCCCUGAGCUGCCUUGCACCGCACUGAGCUGCUCUGAGUCGCCCUGCGCCGUCCAGAGCCGCCCUGAGCUGCCCUGCGCCGUCCAGAGCCGCCCUGAGCCGCCCUGAGCUGCCCUGCACCGCACUGAGCUGCCCUGAGCCGCCCUGAGCCACCCUGAGCUGCACUGCGCUAUGUGUAGUCCCAUAGUAAACCUACCUUCUAGCGCU
This is a messenger RNA of Bacillus rossius redtenbacheri, 1380 nucleotides long. RefSeq lists its product as uncharacterized. The transcript has 5 exons. Lineage: Eukaryota; Metazoa; Arthropoda; Insecta; Phasmatodea; Bacillidae. The record is from RefSeq and is a predicted model, not a curated record. Bases 40 to 591 code for a protein of 183 amino acids.